Messenger RNA from Physeter macrocephalus (sperm whale), 1955 nucleotides. Its product is annotated as G protein-coupled receptor associated sorting protein 3-like. NCBI's taxonomy places the organism in Eukaryota, Metazoa, Chordata, Mammalia, Artiodactyla, Physeteridae. The record is from RefSeq and is a predicted model, not a curated record. Gene Ontology annotation, cellular component: cytosol; nucleus.
AUGGCUGGGGUUAAGAAUGCAAGUAGAAAGAAUAGGAGUAGAAAGAAUGAGAGUAAAAAGAAGGCCAAAACUGAAAAAAGGGCUGGUGUAGAAGCUGAAGCCAAGAGGGAGGCUACUGGCAUGGUCAGAUCUGUAGCCAAGACCCAGGCCAAAGCAAUAGCCAAGGCAGGGACUCAGGAAGAUGCAGUGGCAGAGGUGAAGGCAGCAUCUAAGAACAAGAUUGUUACUGAGAUGAAGGAAGGAGGUCUGGCAGAUUUCAGUCCCAAAGCUGAAGAUGAGGCCACUAGAGCAUCUCGGUUUUGUUCUGUGGCUGAAGCUAGUGCUGAGUCCAGUGCUGAGUCCAGGUCUACAUGUAAAGAUAAGACUGGUAUUGAUACCUGGUUUUGGGCUGGGGAAGAAGCCAGUGUUGGUUCCUCGUUCUGGAAUGGAGAAGAGGCUCGUAAUCGUUUCAGUGCUAAGGAUGAAGGUAAAGCUGAUAUUUGUCCCCCAUCCUGUGCUAAGAAGUUGGAGCCUGUGGCUGGGCCCAACUGCAAGGCUAGGCCAGAGGCUGAGGAGGAGGAGGAGAACGUUAUUGGGAGCUGGUUUUGGGAUGGAGAUGAAACUAGUUUUGACCCUAACCCUAGACCUGUGAGCAGGAUAAUUAAGCCCCAGCCUGUGGAUGAAAUUAAUGAAAAAGAUAGGCCCAAGGACCGGUCAGAGGUAACUAUCUGGCCCAAAGCUCCUGCUGUAACUCCAGCAGUGUUAGGCUUUAGACCCCAUGUCCCAUUUGAGAAAAAGCCUCCUUCAUAUGUUGUCCUGGCCUCCGCUGAGGAAAAUACCCAUUCUUUGCCUGUGGCAACAGCGGCGUGCCCUUCUAGGAGCACUCCCUCAAGCUCACAGCCUGUCUCUGAGUACCCAUUUGGUUCUGACCCUUGUAUCCAGACCAUAGAGGAGAUUAGACGCCAAAUCAGGAUCAGGGAGGUGAAUGGGAUUAAGCCAUUUGCUUACCCUUGCAAAAUGGAAUGCUACAUGGAUUCUGAGGAGUUUGAAAAACUUGUUACCUUACUUAAAUCAACUACUGAUCCUCUCAGUCAUAAAAUAGCUCAAAUUGCAAUGGGGCUCAUUAAUGUUCAUCAAUUUGCCCAAGAGUUCAUUAAUGAGGUGGGUGUAGUGACACUUAUUGAAAGCUUGCAGUUUCCUUCCUCUGAAAUGAGAAAAAAGGCUGUAAUUACCCUUAAUCCCCGCUCUGGGGAUGAAAGACAACGCAAGGUUGAAUUACAUGUUAAACAUAUGUGUAAGGAAACCAUGUCUUUUCCCUCGAACUCACCUGGACAGCAAUCCGGAUUAAAGAUACUAGGACAACUGACUACUGAUUCUAACCAUCACCACCUUGUUGCCAAUUACUUUUCAGAGCUUUUUCAUUUGCUCUCCCUGGGAAAUCGUAAAACCAGAAAUCUUGCUUUGAAAGUACUUUUGAAUAUGUCUGAAAAUCCAUCUGCAGCCAGAGACAUGAUCAAUACAAAAACAUUAGCAGCAUUAAAGCUCAUCUUUAACCAAAAAGAGGCAAAAGCCAAUCUCGUUAGUGCUGUGGCCAUAUUUAUUAACAUAAAAGAGCCUAUCAGACAGGGCUCAAUUGUCGUUGUUGAUCAUUUGAGUUAUAAUACACUCAUGGCCAUUUUCCGUGAAGUUAAAGUGAUCAUCGAAACAAUGUAAAAUGAGCUAGAAAUAGAAGAGAACCCUUUGAACAAUCUCCAAACUCUAACAGGCUGUGUGUUCCCAAAGAUCCAUGCAUAAUGUUUUGGUUAUUACAGUGUGCAUGUUAUAAAUUACAUCUUUAACACAAUAUUACCUGUGACAGUCUAGGUCUGAGCUAGACCAUUUUGGGGUAUCAAAUUAAUAUUUCAUUGUGAGUUGAAAACAUCUGUUGAUUAUUCUCUUGUGUAGAUGGGGAGCUUUUUAACAUUUAAGAUAGCAAA